AUGGGGCUGGGGCUGGGUCUGGGACUGGCCGCGGUGCUGGCGGCCGCCGCGCUGUGCGGGAGCGGAGCUCUCGGAGGGCGCGUCCUCAGCGGUCAAAAGGUGUGCUAUGGUGGCUUCAAGCGUUCCUGCUACAAGAUAGCUUAUUUCCAGGACUUAUCUAGACGCGUGGGCUUUCAGGAGGCCCGCCAAGCUUGUGAAAUGGAUGGCGGGGCUUUACUGAGCUUGGAAAGUGAAGCUGAGCAGCAACUAAUAGAAAACAUGUUACAGAACCUCACUAAGUCAGGCUCUGGGAUUUCUGAUGGUGAUUUCUGGAUUGGAUUGUGGAGAAGUGGUGAUGGACUGACCACCUCCAGUGCUUGCCCUGACCUCUACCAUUGGGCUGAUGGAAGUAUGUCACCCUUCAGAAAUUGGUAUACAGAUGAGCCUUCCUGUGGAAGUGAAGCCUGUGUUGUCAUGUAUCAUCAACCAACUGCAAACCCUGGUCUGGGAGGGCCAUAUCUUUAUCAAUGGAAUGAUGAUAGAUGCAACAUGAAGCACAAUUUUAUCUGCAAGUAUGGCCCAGACAAUGUCUUAGAAAAAGAAUUAGGAGACAGAGCAGAGCCAGAUUACGGCAUUUUUCCAACGGUGCCAGCAGGAAAUCCAUAUGACACAAACAAACCAGAAGAUCAGUAUCAUGUUAUAGCUACUGAAACAGGUAUAAUUCCAAAUCUAAUUUAUGUCGUAAUACCCACUAUACCACUACUACUGUUAAUACUGGUGGCUUUUGGGACUUGCUGUUUCCAGAUGCUUCAUAAAAGUAAAGGAAGAACAAAAACGAGUCCGAACCAGUCCACACUUUGGAUUUCAAAGACCCCUAGGAAGGACAGUAGCAUGGAGGUAUAAUGAUUUACUGACUGAAAGCAAAGCAAAAAUAACAUUUUGCAGUCGGGCUGUAUUAUAAUGUCGUCUGAGAACAUUAGCUUGGAAUGGCUUGAAAAUGCAAAGGAUCUACAAGAAUGAACUGUAAGCUCCCCCUUGAGGCAAAUGUUCAGAUCAUUUUUAUAUAAUGUUUGAUUAUUAAUUCAGUAACAAAAUAUGCCAUGCUAAA
Messenger RNA from Lagopus leucura (white-tailed ptarmigan), 1087 nucleotides. It is a transcript of the gene CHODL, whose product is annotated as chondrolectin. NCBI's taxonomy places the organism in Eukaryota, Metazoa, Chordata, Aves, Galliformes, Phasianidae. Gene Ontology annotation, cellular component: cytoplasm. The record is from RefSeq and is a predicted model, not a curated record. The transcript has 7 exons. Gene Ontology annotation, biological process: positive regulation of axonogenesis. The coding region runs from base 1 to 882 and encodes 293 amino acids.